Trichomonas vaginalis G3 is the source of this 1380-nucleotide messenger RNA. RefSeq lists its product as uncharacterized. The transcript has a single exon. The record is from RefSeq and is a predicted model, not a curated record. Lineage: Eukaryota; Parabasalia; Trichomonadida; Trichomonadidae. Bases 1 to 1380 code for a protein of 459 amino acids.
AUGAAACAAUCACAGUCAGGAUCCUCAUUAUUUUCAAUUAAUGUUCAAGAUGAUAUCAUACAAGACCUUUUCAAGCACAUGAAAGAUGAAAUUGAUUCAUUAAAGUAUCGCGUUUCGUAUUUAACAGAUGAAUUAAACUCAAGACCAUCAGUUGAAGACUUCAGAAAGUUAUCACAAGCUGUAAAAGAACUUCAAGAUACAAAUAAAACAUACGAAAAUUACAUGACUCAAACGAUUGAUUCAGCAAAAACUGAAUUAGGAAAAAUGAUUGAAGGUGGUAAAAAAGAUGUUAAAUCUCAGAUGGAAGAAACUACAUUAUCAAUAAAUCAAGUCAUUCGUGCGCAAAAUACAUUGAUGGAUAAAAAGGUAUUUGAUAUGACAAGGCCAACAUUCGAAUUUAAUGAAAUGAAGCGUUCAGUAACAGUAAUUAACGAGCAAAAUGCAGUAAUAGAGAAGAAACUGGACAAAAUUUUUACUUGGAUUGCUGGCUUCAUUAAUGAAGCGUUUCCAGACAAUGGACGUUGUAGAAUAACUCUUGAAAAGAUCUUUGAAUCCCAUAUAUUACCAAUAAAUAAUCGCAUUGAUGAAUUAGAGACAAAAAUUAAUGAUGGACUUACAAGAAUUGGAAAACUCGAAACAACAUUCUAUAGAAUAUCUGAUCUCACUAAAGCGCAACUUCCAACUUAUGAGUCUGUUAAAAAAGUUCCAUUUUCUUCUCAUCCAAAAUUACCUAAAUUAACUAAGGUUAGAUCAUUUACAGAUUACUUUAACUAUCUCAUGCAAGUUGUACCUACAGCUCAAAUGAUUUUCAAACUAUUCUACGAAGAAGUAGAAAUUUUGAAGAAAGCUGUAGGCGAAUCAACAAUAGAGGAGUUAGAAAGAAAGAGAGAGCAAGAAGAAAAUGAAAUGGCAAACUUUGUUAAAUAUGAAGAACUUGAAGGUGUUAAACAACAAUUAUCUCAGAUGCAAUUCUCUGCAAUAAAUAAAGAUGAUCUCAAAGUUGUCCAAGAAGAUAUAAGGAAUAUUAGAGAUACAACAAUUAAUAAAGAUGAAUUUGAAGCUACUGUUGAUAGAAUGAAUUUCAAUAUUAAUAAAGUUGAUCAAAAGGCUUCAGAAGGUAUUCAGAAAUUAGAAUUAUCUCUUGUUGAAGCUAAAAUGAAUAUUCCUUCAUCUCCUGCUUAUACGGAAGUUAAGCCAAAAGGACAAACAAGUUUCAAGAUCAUUUUUGGAGAUUCAAACAAUGGAAAUGUCACCUCGCGAAGUGUUAUGUCUCGGAAGAGUGAAGACCCUAGAGUGAUGUUACCAGGAAUACAGCAGAAAAGGCCAGUUACGGGAAUAUUAUCUUCAAGAUCUUCUCAAUCUAUGAAAAAUCCACACUAG